Cyclopterus lumpus (lumpfish) is the source of this 1308-nucleotide messenger RNA. Its product is annotated as putative gonadotropin-releasing hormone II receptor. Lineage: Eukaryota; Metazoa; Chordata; Actinopteri; Perciformes; Cyclopteridae. Bases 4 to 1308 code for a protein of 434 amino acids. The transcript has 3 exons. The record is from RefSeq and is a predicted model, not a curated record. Gene Ontology annotation, biological process: G protein-coupled receptor signaling pathway. Gene Ontology annotation, cellular component: membrane. Gene Ontology annotation, molecular function: gonadotropin-releasing hormone receptor activity; peptide binding.
AAAAUGAACGCCACUCUGUGUGAUUCUGCAGCGACCAAGUAUCACCACCUGACAACGGAGCACCAACUGAAUGCCAACUGCUCCUCGCCCUCCUCCAACUGGACGGUGGGGUAUGAUGCCCUGCAGCUGCCUACAUUCACAACAGCAGCCAAAGUCAGAGUGAUUAUCACCUGCAUUCUCUGUGGCAUAUCGGCCUUCUGCAACCUCCCCGUGCUGUGGGCAGCAUGCAGAGAUGGGAAACGCAAAUCCCACGUCACGGUGCUGAUAAUCAACCUGACAGUUGCUGAUCUGCUGGUCACCUUCAUCGUGAUGCCUGUGGACGCCGUGUGGAACAUCACUGUCCAAUGGCUUGCUUGGGACUUUGCUUGCAGGCUACUGAUGUUUCUUAAGCUGCAGGCGAUGUACUCAUGCGCCUUUGUUACCGUGGUGAUCAGUCUGGAUAGGCAGUCAGCCAUACUCAAUCCUCUGGCUAUCAGUAAAGCCAGAAAGAGGAACAGAGUCAUGCUGACUGUGGCGUGGGGUAUGAGCGUGGUGCUGUCAGUUCCUCAGAUGUUUCUUUUUCACAAUGUGACCAUCAUCCUUCCCGAAGACUUCACUCAAUGUACCACACGUGGAAGUUUUGUCACUCACUGGCAUGAAACGUCCUACAACAUGUUCACUUUUUCCUGCCUGUUCCUGCUUCCUCUGGUCAUCAUGAUCACCUGCUACACAAGGAUCUUCUGCGAGAUCUCCAAACGGCUGAAAAAGGACCACAUGCCAUCCAAUGAAUUGCAUUUGCGUUGUUCCAAGAAUAACAUCCCCAGAGCCCGGAUGAGAACUCUCAAAAUGAGUAUUGUGAUUGUCUCGUCGUUCAUCAUUUGCUGGACUCCGUACUACCUGCUGGGCCUGUGGUACUGGUUCUUCCCCAACGACCUUGAGGGGAAGGUCUCCCACUCACUGACCCACAUGCUGUUCAUCUUUGGCCUCGUCAAUGCCUGCCUGGACCCACUCAUCUACGGCCUGUUCACCAUCCACUUCCGAAAGGGGCUCCGGAGGUUUUACAGCAACGCCACCACAGUGUCCGACCUCGACAACAACACGGUUCUAACUGGAUCUUUCACUUGUGCUGCCAACUCUUUGCAGCUGAAAAGAGAGGUGAGCCCUGCCAUCCAGGAGAGGUUCAUGUUGUGCGGCGAUAACCGCAGCAAAGCAGAGUUGAGGUCGCCAAGAAGCAGCUUUUUAACAGAAGACAAUGAUGCAGAGAGAGAUCCGAACCAGUCCAGCCCGGAGAGCAUCAUAUGUGGAGAAGACAGGGUGGAGGCUUCCUGA